Messenger RNA from Lutzomyia longipalpis, 1000 nucleotides. Its product is annotated as chymotrypsin-2-like. The transcript has 5 exons. The coding region runs from base 32 to 814 and encodes 260 amino acids. The record is from RefSeq and is a predicted model, not a curated record. Gene Ontology annotation, biological process: proteolysis. Gene Ontology annotation, molecular function: serine-type endopeptidase activity. Lineage: Eukaryota; Metazoa; Arthropoda; Insecta; Diptera; Psychodidae.
UACCAGUUGGUUCCCAUACCCACUUUCUUCGAUGCGUCCUUUACUUCUGGUUGCGAUCUUCAUUGGACUUGGAUUAGGAGCUCCUCCUGUCAUCGAGAAUUAUGUGGUGAACGGUUCUGAUGCACUCGCUGCGGAAUUCCCAUACAUGGUUUCUUUGAGAACAAGAUCAGGAACACAUACUUGCGGAGCAACAAUAAUUGCAAAUAGUUGGCUUCUUACGGCGGCGCAUUGCUUUGUAUCGCGCAAUCCGGACGACUACACAAUUCAAUAUGGGACAAACGUGAUCUCCAAGGAUGGGGAUUCCGUGAUGCGCAUCCGGAGAAUCAUCUGCCACGAUGGGUACGAUGACAAUAAUCAAUUCAUCCACGACAUUGCUCUCAUCGAACUGGAGCAGCCACUCGAAUUCGAUGCUUUUGUGGACUCAGUCCGGCUCCCCAGUGCCUUCGUCUUUACACAGGGCGGACAAGAGGCACAAUUGGUGGGUUGGGGCCUCAAUGCGACCGUCGGUGGUGUCAUUCAGACGCAUUUGCAGAAGGUGGACUUGGAGACGAUGACCGAUGACGAAUGCAGAAAGCUCCACUUUGACAAGAUUCACACCACAAACAUCUGUGCGGGUGUCAAAGGGGGCGGCAAGGGGCAGUGCACGGGUGACUCUGGUGGCCCACUCCUCUUGAACGGCAUCCAAGUGGGAAUUGUGUCCUGGAGCGUAAAGCCAUGCACCAUCGCCCCAUACCCGGGGGUUUUCACUGAGGUUUCGCACUACAUCGAUUGGAUACGCCUACAUAGCGGCUUGACACUGAUGGAAGGGAAAUAGCCCGUGAUAAUCUCGAGUGAUGUACGUCAUCGAAUUCCAGAAGAAAAGACUCAAUGAGUUUGCAGAACCCACCUCCCUCAUUUACUGCACUCGCCAAUAGAUUUUACAUUUUUUGCAAGAAAUACUUUGUUACAAUGCGUGUUCGUUUUUUGAAUGAAAGAAAAAAAUAAAGAAAAUUCCGUACAA